CUGACCUUGGGACACCCAUCGAAGGAAAAAUGAAGAGAAGAUAUAAGUUGUUUGGUCUGCAAGGAAUGAAGCCUCCACCUUAGAGAGGCUUGACCUUGGGACACCCAUCAAAGGAAAAAUGAAGAGAAGAAAUAAGUUGUUUGCUCUGCCAGGAAUGAAGCCUCCACCUUCACCAUGAGCGGGAGAAGGGCAUGGAUAUGAGAUGUGGAAUGAGAGGAGGAACCAGUGGUUCACAUAGCGACAGUAUGGCUCAUUAUCAAUUACUUAUGGGAUGCGUGUGGCUUUGGUGUACCUUUGGCUCUGAUGUUGAGACUUGAGACUGCAACUUUUGAAGAUAGAUGCCACAACAAAGGCCCAUGGACACCACGCGUCCUUGACCACUUGAUGUUCCACAAACAUCCAUUACUCGGAUAUAGUUACUUUAGUAGUGAAUUGAAGGGGUGUAUUGGGAUCGCGCCAUGCUGAUAGCUCCGGUACACUUAAGGACAUCCACCACAGGCAUGGCCUGUGGAUAACACACGUCCCCUUUGCCAUAUCAAGACAAGUUACUGGGGUUGACACACACUACCAUUCAGAAUCAUUCAUUGAGAAGGCUGAAUUGGUUCUGAACAAAUAUCAAUAUACAUGGUCCCUUGAUAUAUGACAAUACAAGGAGUAAAGAUGAUGCUGAAUGGGUAUUAGUAACUGUGAAACUGGGAUGGGAGGAAGUCGAGCUGAAUUUGUUUGGUUGAACCUACAAGUCUAUUUGCAGAGGUGUGACAGGGACACUCAAAGGAGAUGCCCUUUUUCCUUCUCUUCAUCUUUUGUGGCUUAAGUUUAAGUCUCAUUUAGCUAAAAUGGAACUCUAAUUCCAUAUUAAAAGCCAAAUACUUGUAGGUUACCCAAUUCCAAAAUAGAAUUGGAUCCGAAACCCAAAAGGGUUGCAGAUACGUCUGUCCACAAUUAACUUGACUGUUAUUACCAAACAUGGUUACGAGUUAUCUGUUUGUCAUGGUGAUUUAUUUAUCAUCUCAGAGACGGUUCAAAAACCAAUUGUAUUCAGAUUCUUUUGCAGGCACACACUCACACACAUACGUCUAGAUAGAGGAAAAACAUCAAGACCAUGAAAGCUCCAUUUUAUUCUCUGUCCCUAAAAUCUUGAGGAAUAGUGGUGUAUGGCGACAACCCAAUUCUAUUCAACCCGAAAGCGAUCUCCUAACCCCAAUCAUUCACUCCCCCAUUUAAGCGCCAGCCUCAACACCAUCACCCACUACCACCACCACUGCCAUGGCCACCACUACUACCGACGCCUCCCCAAAAUUUCGCCACGUCCCACAACCCUCCGACUACCGCCCCGAAAUCACUGUCAAUUCCUCUCACGACGGCCUUGAGUUCUGGCAGUUCAUGAUCGCCGGCUCAAUUGCGGGCUCCGUCGAACACAUGGCCAUGUUUCCAGUAGAUACCCUCAAGACCCGUAUGCAGGUUAUUGGCGGGUCGUAUCCGGCUCCGUCCAUCGGUCUCCGGCAAGUCCUUGGCUCCAUUUUGAAGAUGGAGGGGCCCGCCGGCCUCUACCGCGGCAUUGCUGCAAUGGGUCUCGGCGCCGGACCUUCCCAUGCCGUGUAUUUUUCGGUGUAUGAGCUCUGUAAAGAUUUUUUCUCGGCCGGAAAUCCAAAUAAUUCUGCUGCCCACGCGGUUUCGGGAGUUUUCGCUACUGUUGCGAGCGAUGCUGUGAUUACACCAAUGGAUAUGGUGAAGCAGAGGUUGCAAUUGAAGAGUAGCCCAUAUAAGGGCGUGAUGGAUUGUGUGAAGAGAGUGUUGAUGGAAGAGGGAAUUCAAGCUUUUUACGCAUCAUAUCGCACUACUGUUGUGAUGAAUGCGCCGUUCACCGCAGUUCAUUUUGCGACUUAUGAGGCCGCAAAGAGGGGGCUGAUGGAGGUCUCUCCGGAGAAUGCAGAUGAUGAGAAUUUAGUGGUUCAUGCCACUGCCGGAGCCGUGGCUGGGGCUUUAGCUGCAGCUGUUACAACUCCACUUGAUGUUGUCAAAACUCAGUUGCAGUGCCAGGGUGUCUGUGGAUGUGAUAGAUUUUCUAGUGGUUCCAUUAGGGAUGUUCUUGAAACCAUAGUGAAGAAGGAUGGUUACGGUGGGCUUAUGAGGGGAUGGAUCCCCAGGAUGCUCUUCCAUGCACCAGCCGCUGCAAUCUGCUGGUCCACCUAUGAAGCAGCAAAAGCCUUCUUUGAAGAGCAGAAUGGCCGUAGUAACCUGGUUAACUGAGGAACCACAACUGUGCCUUGUGGACGACACCUCAACCUAAUUGGCCGACUGUGUGAAAUUUAUUCACCAUAGUUGGAUUGGAAUAGUGGAAUAACAGGUGGGCAUCAUUUUCCCAUCACAAGGCAGUUGUUUGUUUAAAUGGUGUUGGUUGGAUCACGCACAAGUAUAGGAUUAAAUGUAUUAUGCAAAUGGCUGUGGUGACUGCUCAUAUGAGAUGAUGUUAAUGAUUUAUUCAUCACGGUGGCGAUUUGUCCUCCCCUUGCAUGAAUAUGUAUAUUUGCUAUGGAAUGUGGAAUUUGUGCUUCA
This is a messenger RNA of Vitis vinifera (wine grape), 2556 nucleotides long. RefSeq lists its product as uncharacterized. Gene Ontology annotation, biological process: iron import into the mitochondrion. The record is from RefSeq and is a predicted model, not a curated record. Gene Ontology annotation, cellular component: mitochondrial membrane. Lineage: Eukaryota; Viridiplantae; Streptophyta; Magnoliopsida; Vitales; Vitaceae. The transcript is spliced from 2 exons. Gene Ontology annotation, molecular function: ferrous iron transmembrane transporter activity. The coding region runs from base 1267 to 2250 and encodes 327 amino acids.